Oryzias latipes (Japanese medaka) is the source of this 3107-nucleotide messenger RNA. RefSeq names its product glycerophosphodiester phosphodiesterase domain containing 1 (gene gdpd1). Gene Ontology annotation, molecular function: phosphatidylcholine lysophospholipase A1 activity; phosphoric diester hydrolase activity. The record is from RefSeq and is a predicted model, not a curated record. Gene Ontology annotation, cellular component: endoplasmic reticulum membrane. Gene Ontology annotation, biological process: glycerophospholipid catabolic process; N-acylethanolamine metabolic process. NCBI's taxonomy places the organism in Eukaryota, Metazoa, Chordata, Actinopteri, Beloniformes, Adrianichthyidae.
GAACUUGGUGUGCGCAUGCGCGCACAGUUGACAGGCAGCUCGGUGUUGUCCCAGCUGUGCGCUGCAGACUCCCGGAUCUGGAUCUGGAUCUGGGCAUCAGAGGCCGGCCCGGCUCAGCAGUUUACCCCCAGAGUUUUAAUCUUUCACGUCAGAGGUGUGCCCAACAGGAAGAAAACAACAAGGAAUACAUUUGAGGUAAAAGUGGACUCAGUGGAGAUGUGUGCUGCCGUGUAUGUCCUGUCAACAGUUACGGGCUACGUUCUCACCUCUGCCCUGCUGCUUAAAUGUCCAACACUUCUGCACCGAAAGAAGCAUGGGACGUUCCUCUGCAAGCACAUUUCCCACCGUGGAGGAGCGGGAGAAAACCUGGAAAACACCAUGGCAGCUUUCAGGCACGCUGUGAACGUUGGCACAGACAUGUUGGAGUUGGACUGUCACCUGACGAGAGACGAGCAGGUCGUGGUCUCCCAUGAUUCCAACUUACAGAGGGUCUGUGGCGUCAACGCUGAAAUCGCCAACGUGGCCUACGCUGAACUUCCUCCGUACCUCUGCAAGCUGGGUGUAACUUUUCAAAAGGAUUGUGUCUGCGAGGGAGGGGAGGACAAACGCAUCCCUCUCCUCAGGGACAUUUUUGAUGCCUUCCCCAACACCCCCGUCAACGUUGACAUCAAGGUCAACAACGACAAACUCAUCCAGAAGGUUUCUGAGCUCAUCGUUAAAUAUAACCGACAGCACCUAACUGUCUGGGGAAACUCCAGCAACCAAGUGGUCAAAAAGUGUUACAAAGAGAACCCUCAGAUUCCAGUGUUGUUCAGCCUUCCCAGAGUACUGCAGCUGCUGGCCCUCUUCUACUCAGGCCUGCUACCCUUUGUACCCAUCAAGGAGCAGUUCCUGGAGAUCCCCAUGCCCUCCAUCAUUACUAAGUUAAAGGGUCCUAACAGUUUAACUGGAAGUCAGCGAUUUAUCAUCUGGUUAGCAGACACUUUGCUGAUGAGAAAAGCUCUUUUUCAGCAUUUAACUGCCCGGGGAAUACAGGUGUACAUUUGGGUGCUGAACGAUGAAGAGGACUUCCAGAGGGCCUUUGAUUUGGGAGCUACCGGAGUUAUGACGGAUUUUCCUACCAAGUUGAAAGACUUCAUGGACAGGAAUGGCAUUUCCAGGCUCCAGUGACCUGCCAAGUCCUGCGUCCCCUCACCUCUGCAGUGAUUAUCCUUCAGUCUGACGGACCCACUAACACGUCUCCUGCAUGCAUUCCAGCAGCGCUCCUCUGACAACACGCUUUAGUCAUGUUAGAGCGGUGUCCUUAUUAAAGUCGCACACUCCUGUCUUCCCACCCGCCUUCCCACCCGCCUUCUUUUUUACAGGGUAAACUCAGAAUGAAGUAUUUAUUACGACACAGGGUUUUCAUUUUAUUUGAAGUUGGUUUGAUUUAUUGUUUUAGCUUAUUAGGUGUUCAAAAAAGUGAUUUAAAACCACACAUUAAGCAGUGUAUGUGUCGACCUUCAAGACUCUAAGUUUAGCCCAUUUCAAGAGAUUUUUCAGAAAUAAAGUCAUUUAUUUAUAUAUGCUCUGGAAACCUCAACAGUUCUUUGCAAUAAAGAAAUUCUGACAACAUAUAUUUGACUUUUACAAAACAAACUUUAUUAAGCACUUUGGUGAAAUCUGGCUGAAGUUUCCCUGAAUGUGAAGCUGCAGACUAAACGUUUCACAUAAAUCAUUAUAAAAAAUUUAAUACGAAGGACAAUUUUUACAAUGAAUUCCUAAAUCUUGAUAAACCCCAGCAGGUCAGUUGUUUAUUUGCCUGAUGAUUUGUUUUUUGAAGUGUUAAAUCACUUCUAAAAUAAAUGUACCUGGUAGUGUACUUCCUGCUUUUAACGGGACAGUUUGGUGUCAUCUUUUUUUUUAUGUUAAAAGUGUAGCUGUUCAUAAUUGUAGGACUUAAAAAACUGCAAAUGAAAAAUAAUUGAAACAGUGAGAGAUCAGAUAUAGGUAUUUGAGUUUUUUUUUCCUGUUCUGAAGUAUUUCUGCAUUUUAUUAGUUACUGAAUCUAAAAUAACAGCAACAUUUGAACUUUCCCAGUAAAUUGUCAGUUGAAGACAUCCAAAUGUGCAAAGUUCUCCACGUUCUCUGGACCGAGUCUGAACGAUUCAACAUCCUAAAGGUCCAAAAGAGGAAGACCGAUUUCAAAUUAAAAGCGUUUGAUGGGAAAAAUGCCCCUUGACCAAAGAGCUGAGGUUCUUUGUGCUGCAGAUUCUGGAAGUUUUGUCUGUGCUAUUGUACUUAACACAAAAUAAAGGUAUUUAAAAUAUUUUUGAAACCAUGCUCUUAAAAUUAAUAUGUUUAUUUGAAGAGAAAAUAUUUUUUAACUAAAGUAUUUUCUGUGCUACAUGCCAUAAGAGAAAAUUGUUCUAUUUAUUUUCUGCUGUACUUUGAUGGUCAGUGAGAGCUGGAGGAUGAGGAGGCCAGGUCAUCCUGUGUGGGUCAUCAGUGUUGAUGAAAAUGGUGACUCAAAUUAUUUUUAUACAUAAGAAUUCCACUGAAAAUUGAGUUUAGGACUGAACUGUACUGUUGUAGCCACUGUUUGCUGUGUUUUCUAUUUCUGAUUGGUUGCUGAAAUCCAGAUUUUAUUUUCUUAAAUCCUCUUAUGUGCAUUUUUUUAUAACAACAGAGAGAUGUGCACAUCUUAUUACACAUCAUUUCAUUUGAUGUCCUUUUCAUCUAUUAUUUAAAAAAAAUCUUUCCAGUUAUAGAUGUCUGUUCUGUGGUAUUUCUGUGGAGACUUGAAUGUUUAUUCUGAUGAUAAAAUUUGCUGUUGUAUCAGUGAGAAUAAAGCAGAUCAUGUGCCUGCAGUGAAGAUGUGCAAGGGCAUGAUGGGUAAUCAUACAAUCAAACCUGUUGACCACGUGGUCUGAUCUGAAUGGACUUGGCUGAAUGUACUGACUUGAGUUUGUAUCACCUCCUCACUGCAGGUUUUCAGUAAGAUUUUAAACAAUAAUUCGUCAGUCAGCAGGAUCUGGACGUUUGUUUAUCUUUUCUUUUGAUCUGUACAGAAAUAUCUAAAAUCUAUUCAAAUCCAUGAUUUUUGCAUAUGUGCAGUUUCCACAAAA